This is a messenger RNA of Sinocyclocheilus grahami, 1631 nucleotides long. RefSeq lists its product as uncharacterized. The transcript has 8 exons. The record is from RefSeq and is a predicted model, not a curated record. Gene Ontology annotation, biological process: regulation of extrinsic apoptotic signaling pathway. Bases 373 to 1539 code for a protein of 388 amino acids. NCBI's taxonomy places the organism in Eukaryota, Metazoa, Chordata, Actinopteri, Cypriniformes, Cyprinidae.
UGCUACUCCUCAGUGACAUGCGCAGUGCGUACAACUAAACUUGUCAUUCCGUAGGACGCGGUAGAAACCGAUAGGGAAGGUGAAGCUCUGUCGGUAUCGACAGUGGAGUAUCAAUAACAUCGAUAUGAAUCACAGCUUCAGAUCUGAUUUGAUUCGCCGUGAGAUCUGACCUACAUCUGAACUCUCCAAUAACAUCAGACACAAGUGACUCUUAACUCGUCUGAAGUUUGACACAGUUCGCGGCUUACUGUAUCUGUUUUGAUACAGUUUUCAAUAAUAGCGACUUUGUCGAUGCGUUUGGUUGUGUUCAGUUUUAACACGUCGCGACUCAGCUGAUUCCUUCGGACGUCGAGGUGACAUUAUUUACCAGUGAUGGCAGACGUAGUGGACAGGCCUGCUUCCCCCUCACCCUCCAUCUCCCUCCUGGAGAUCAAAGCAGAGGCGCGGUUGGUGCUGAAGUCUUUUCUGCGUCACUCUCUCUCGAUUCCUCCUGGGGAGCGCCCUGGAAGGAUAGGAGGAGAAUACAAGGACCCAAACAAAUACAGUGCCUCAAAAAAAGACAAAAUAAAGAAAGAUGCAAAUGGAUGGGACUCCUUGGAUGAUGAGAUCAGUGCCGCAGAGGAAAAGAAACAUGGAAUUAAAAAUCUAAUAAAAAGAAGACUGAGAUCCCGUUCAUCUAUGAUCCGCCGUGCUAAGAAAGACGGCAGUUCUGACCCGACUCCAAACAACACCCUGGAGAAGCGGAGUCAGCCGGGCCAGUCUGACAAGCCAUCAACAAAUGGAACACACAGUUUACCCAGAAAAACAGAGGAAGAGAUAUUCACACCAUCCUCUGCAUCUGAAGAGGAAGGUAACAAAAAAUCAGGGGACAAGAAAAAGAAGAAAAAACUGAAAAUAUCUGAUAUAUUCAAAAAAGUGUCAUUCAAAAGAGAAGAGCCUCGUCCUCAGCGCCCAGCCUCUUUGCCUUUCAAAGGUGCUACUGAUGUUUCACAACCUGAGGAUCAUCCUGUUUCACCAUCUCAUCCACCUGAGUUUUAUGACGGUGUGGCAGAAACUCUGGACAGAAUCGCACAGAAACACAGUGUGAAAAAGAAAUCCCCUGUUAAACCAGAGCCUGUGCCAAGUACACUCAAAGACAAUAGCAAAGAGGCUGUGGUUCAACAACUAGUUCAGAUAUUAACUUCUGAGGGGGAUGCCAUAAACGAGAAGAUAAACGUCAACCCCUUCCUGCGGUCCACCCUCACACGCCUCUCCUACCCAUCCUUUGCCAAACUCCUUGACACGUAUGCCAGUCAGAGUGAAGAGCCCCCCGCUCCGGCUCCGGCUCCGGCUCCGGCUCCGGGUCUGGCUCCGGUCAGCCCUACGCUGCGGCGUCUCGCCAUCACCAUGGAUGUGUCUCGACGAGUGGUCACGGCCACUGGAGUUCAGCGUCUGACAGGGUAUGCUGAGCGCUACAUGGAGAGCUUUGCACCAUGGGUGAGGAGUCACGGAGGAUGGAGGAACAUUGCACAUUUGGAUGAGGUUCUGGAGUGUGAUUGACCUCUGUUCAUUAUGAACUCUGGAUCAUGUAGCAUGACCUCUGUGAGGAAAGGAAGAACAAGAACCAGCCAACUGGGCAAUUGACACUACUU